ACAGUUCCUCAUGCCACCUGUGUGGAGAGCUGCCAGCCCGGUUACAACAAGAUUGUCCAGCAGGGGAAGCCAGUCUGUUGUUACCAAUGUGCUCGGUGCCCAGAAGGCAGAAUUUCCAUCCAUGCUGAUGCAGAUCGAUGUGAGAAGUGCUACGAAGAUCGGUAUCCAAGCCAGGGCCAGGAUCAUUGCCUCCUGAAAAGUGUGGCUUACUUGUCCUACAGAGAACCUUUGGGAGCAACUUUGGGGUGUUGUGCCUUUUCGUUAUCUGGACUGACCGUUCUGGUGAUGGGGGUCUUCCUUCACUCCCGGCACACUCCCCUUGUCAAGGCCAACAACUGGAAGCUCACCUGUGUCCUGCUCUCCUCUCUCUUCCUGGGCUUCCUCUGCCCCUUCCUCUUCAUCGGAUGGCCUGGGAAGAUCUCCUGCUUCCUGAGGCAAGCCGUCUUUGGCAUCAUCUUCACUGUGGCUGUUUCUUGUGUUUUGGCUAAAACCGUCACGGUGGUUCUGGCCUUCAUGGCCACCAAACCUGGAAGCACGGCCAGGAUGUGGGUGGGAAACAGGUUGGGAGUGUCCCUGGUGGUUCUCAGUUCACUUAUUCAAACUGGCAUCUGCAUCGUGUGGCUGGCGACCUCACCCCCUUUCCCAGAUUUUGACAGGAACUCUCAAGUGGACCAGAUCAUCGUGCAGUGCAAUGAAGGCUCAGACAGGAUGUUCUACCUUGUCUUAGGUUACAUGGUCCUUCUGGCCAUCACCAGCUUCAUGGUGGCUUUCUUUGCCAGAAGAUUGCCCGAUAGUUUCAAUGAAGCCAAGCUGCUCACCUUCAGCAUGUUGGUGUUUUGCAGUGUGUGGGUCUCCUUUGUGCCCACCUACUUGAGCACCAAAGGGAAAUACAUGGUGGCCGUGGAGAUCUUCUCCAUCUUGGCUUCUAAUCUGGGCUUACUGGGCUGUAUCUUCUUCCCAAAAUGCUAUAUUAUAAUCUUGAGACCAGAACUCAACACUAGAGAACAAUUAGUAAGAAAAAAGUAAGGCCGACAGUGGUUUAUUUGGGUUCUUUAUUUCCUUGACUUGUUUCUUUUUCAUACAUUCCUACAGCAUUUAUUAAAGAAAGGA
Molecule: messenger RNA, 1110 nt
Organism: Pogona vitticeps (central bearded dragon)
Lineage: Eukaryota; Metazoa; Chordata; Lepidosauria; Squamata; Agamidae
Source: RefSeq, a predicted model, not a curated record